GGCUGUAAAAGGCGAUGAGUCACGCUGACGUAAUCAUUAUCAUACUCAUUCGAAGGGAAUUCUCAUAACAAGUUAUCGGAUUUUAUCCCUAAAAUGCUCCUGUUUCUAGGCGAACUUUCCAAGCGGCAGGAAGACGAAGUGACAUAAGCAGAUCGAAGCGAGUCAAGGUCAGCAAUGCUUGUCAACGUGGUCGCGCGCGGGAUACGCGCCUCGUGCUAGAGUGUCGUCUGGUGUUCGCGUCUCGUGCUAGGGUGUCGUCUGGUGUUCGGAAAAAUAAGCUACUUCGAUAGUUUCGGUUUUACCACUUUAUUAGACGUCUUUUGCCCGGCGCCAUGUCUUCGAGGUCGUCUGCGACGGGUACCAGCUGUCCACAGGACAACAUCCUGUGCUGCCCGGUGUGCAUGGACGUCUACAAGAGUCCCAGGAUGCUGCCCUGUCAGCACACGCUGUGCGAAACGUGCCUUCAUUCAUACAUCGUGAACAAGUCGCGCGAACGCGUGCUCGUGUCGGACUUUCCGUGCCCGGUGUGCCGCGCGAGUACACCGGCACCACGUGCCUUCACGAGGAUUGACACCUGGGCGUCGCUGUUCCCGCUCAACCAUCUGCUCGUCUCCCUGCUGGACUCCAGCUUUCAGGAACUCCUCGAGCGCGCCGAGACCUGCUCGAACGCCAGCGUCGCCGGUGACCGCUGCAGCGCGCAUGCGGGCAAACCCAUCGAGUUCUUCUGUACGGAACACGGCGUGAAGAUCUGCAGCAAAUGCUUCAAGAACAACCACCGUCAGUGCGACGUUCUCGACAUCGAGGAACACGUGGAGCUGACGUCACGCUUCAACGUCGUAAAGAGCGACGUCGAAAACGUCUUAGAGUACCUGAACGAGGCUAUAACGCAGCUCCAGUCAAACAUCGAUCAGCUGUGCUCGCAGAAAAGCAGCAUACUGGCCGAGGUGCAGGAGCUCCGCGGGAAAGUCGAGACCCUCUUUAACGCCAUCGAGAGCGAGAUUGUCAAUAACGUCAACGUGCAACAUGAUGGCGAGGUUGAAGCGUUGACGGCUCAGUGUCAAAAGUAUGAGCGAAUCAAGUCUCAGCUCGCCGACUCGGAGAGGACGCUUACUGAUUUGCCAAUGGCCGGAAACGUAUCCGAGACGCUGGACCGUAUAACCGCCAUAGAGCGCGACAUAAAGGAACACUUGGCGACGAUUCGAAGCUGCCACGCAGGCAUUCGGCAGAUAAAACUGGAGUUUUCCAUUGAUGGGCAGCUGAUUUCCUUCCUCAACUCGUUUACUCAGAUUGGCAAUAUUAACUCGAAUUACUUCGAUUCCAACCUCCCCGAUCCUCCAGAGCUGAACGCGCGUGACAACGCCGGAAGUGAGAAUUUCAUGCCCUCGACACGUGAUACGUCACGCGAUACAUCCAUGACAUCGGAAGACCUCCAGCCUAGCAGUCCGCCGGUGAGGCACGUGUCUCCACGUGCGAUAUUUAUUUCCCGCUCGAACAUGUCAAGCACUUCUUCGAGCACCUCUACCGCUACCACCACAGCAACCACUUCCUUCGCCAACAGCGCCAACAAGUGCACCACAAGCCACAUUGAUGCAAACAUUCCCCCUCGCCAUUCCAAGGAACCAAAGCGCCCUAAAACCGUUCCGAUCGAAUCUAACGCCCCGACCCCAGUGGUCCGACCUAGGCCCGAGCGCCCCGGAACUCGGGACGGUAUUCCCAAUUUCAUACCGCGGUCCUGCUCAAGCCCGGUAACAAGUUCACUCGGUGCGAGCUCCAGCUCGAUUCCGUCAGAGAGUUCAACUGAUGGUAUACAACAGCAAGAUUCCUGCAACAAAAACGUGGACGAUUCGACUCACGGCGCCGUUGCUUCAAAGUCCGUUGUUUGUUCAACCCUGAGUUCCUUGGGAGCGGCGGCGGUGACCGGCAGGAAACUGCUCGUGGAUAAACCGAAACACCGCGCAUGGCAGUACGUCAAUAUGGUAUCCGGCUCCGGCGUCGGCGAUAGUUCUUUACUGCGGAGGAAUUCCGAGAAGGAUGAUACGGUCGACGACGCCGGUGUCGUCAAACAGCUAUUCCGACACAGAUCAUCGUCAGCGUCCGACGGCGAGCGUGAGCGAUUACCCGAGCAACCUUUCACCGUCGCAGACGACACGUUUGCAACGAGCGUCAAUGCUGCGACGUCGUCCUUCAACCAAAUUAUCAGGAGUUUCCAGAAUAAGCUAACGCCGACACAGCGAGAGAUCGAAUCAGCGCCGGUUUACGAGAAUUCUGUUCUUGCCUCCGUCGCCUCACCGCCAACCAGCGAUCGCCAGUUUACCUUCACAUUACCAAAUACCACCGCGACGAUGAACCGAAAUAACCCGAAAAACUGCUCGCGCAUGAAGGAUAUCAACGUCCGAAUAGAAAGUGACGUGAGAGAGUGUACAAUAACCGGAUCCGUGGAAAUGGCUGACAGGCGACUGGUUCUAAUCGAUUGUAACAACAGCAAAGUUAAGCUGUUUAACACCGAUAUUGCGUAUGUGGCACACCUGGACAUGACGAAAGAACCAUGGAACGUCGCGACCAUGUCACCCAACGAAAUUGCCGUCACUGUGCCUCUGGAAAAAACGAUCCACGUCGUCCGCGUCGCGUCCGCGUCCAUGAGCACGUUGCGUUGCAUUGCAACCCGCCGGGAAUGCUGGGGCGUCGCCUACAUCGACAGGAAGUUCAUCACCACCACAAAAGACGAUGGAAACCAGGUUUCGUUCCUCGAUGACAACGGAAGAGAGCUGCAGGUCGUGAAUUUCGCCUCUCGGGAAAACCCAAACAUUCUGCGACCGGUCUCGCUUUCCGUUUCAAGCGACGGCGCCAUCGUUUACGUCUGCUGCGAGGGUCAGUCUGGAACUAAAGGGUCUCUUGUGCGCAUGUCCUCGCGAGGCGACGUUCUCUACGUCUUUGCAAACAAGGAUUUGGACAGGCCGUAUAGCGCUGCGCCCGACGCCAACAACGAGCACGUGUUCGUCACGGCAAUUCGGUCGGCUAACGUGCUUAUGCUCUCGGAGGGCGGGGCUUCGGUCCUGAGUCUUCUCACACGUGAGAACGGACUGACACGCCCACAGCAUCUGCACGUAACGUCAUGGGACGGGAAGACGGUACUCAUAAUUACUGAACGCAGGUCUGACAAGGCAUUUGUUUACUGCGUGAAAUAA
Messenger RNA from Dreissena polymorpha, 3185 nucleotides. RefSeq lists its product as uncharacterized. The record is from RefSeq and is a predicted model, not a curated record. The coding region runs from base 333 to 3185 and encodes 950 amino acids. The transcript is spliced from 3 exons. NCBI's taxonomy places the organism in Eukaryota, Metazoa, Mollusca, Bivalvia, Myida, Dreissenidae. Gene Ontology annotation, molecular function: zinc ion binding.